UGCUGCCAGUCGGACGAGGGAACGAGCAGAGGGCCAGUAUGACCAUUUAGAGACCAGUUACAGACCGGUUAGAGACCAGUUAGACGACAGUCGACAGCAAUAGUCUAGUACUAUUAAGUACUAGUAGUAGACCUCCAGUAUGGCUCCCCAGCUCCCCUUGUGUCUCCUCGUGGUGGUCCUGGUCCUGGUGGGUCCUGCCAGUCCUGGACCCUCGAAAGACUUGAACCCGGGUAUGACGGACCAGGACCUGUUCUGGGGCCAGGACCAGUACGACUUCUCAGUGGUCCUCCACGGCUCCGGGCAGGACUGCUUCUGGCACUUCGCCCACAAGGGAGAGACCUUCUACCUCAGCUUCCAGGUCCUCUGGGUGACGGGCGUCGGCCAUGACAGCCAUCUCUCGGUGACGGUGAAUUCUCCCAGCAGUCUGCUCGUGUCCACUGUGGACGACGCCUCCGGUCAGGUGGACUUCAAGACGGAGGAAACGGGUUUCUACCAGAUGUGUUUCAACAACUUCCACAACCGCUUCGGCUCCAUGCAGAUCUCCCUGAGCUUCGGGGUCUCCUACGACGGCGAGGCGCCAGGCGGGACCAAGGAGGAGCAGCAGAAGGAGGAGGAGGAGGAGGCGCGGCAAAAGCUGAACAGCACACUGGCUGUCAUUGAGGCGACGUCGUACCGCGUGGAGAAGCAUGUCUUCCACAUGUUCCGCUUCUACAACUUGGGCCGCAUGCGACGGAGCGCCGACUCCUUCCUGCAGCAGGCGGCCGGCCGCUACGUCACCGGCUGGUCGGCCGCGCAGAGCGUCCUCAUCCUGGGGGCCGGCUACCUGCAGCUCUUCUUCCUCAAGCGACUCUUCAUCAGCAAGUCGGACUCCAACCUGGAAAAAACACGCUGCUGAGACUAACCCCAGCCUAACCCUAACCCCAGUCUAACUCCAGUCUCACCCUAACCCCAGUCUAACCUUAAUCUCACCCUUACCCUAACCCUGGUCUCACCUUAACCACAGUCUAACUCCAACACCAGUCUAUCCCUAACACACUCUAGUUUCACCCUAACCACAGUCUAACCCUAACACUAGUCCAACCCUAACCGUAGUCCAACCCUAACUCUGGUCAAACCCUAACCCUAGUCCAACCCUAACCCUAGUCCAACCCUAACUCUGGUCAAACCCUAACCCUAGUCCAACCCUAACCCUAGUCUAGCCCUAGUCUAACCCUAGUCUGACCCUAACCCUGGUCCAACCCUCCCUCUGUCUAGUCUCUAAUCCCUUGCAGCGGCACAAGUCGAACCCUACCUCUUGAAGCAUCCUGAUGCAGCCCAAGUCCUAGUGACUAACCCUGACUAAGUUAGAGUUUAUUCCUUUAUUUAAUUGACAUUGGGGUGUUCUGUCAUCCUGACCAUGGUUUGUGAAUAAAUUGAGACUGGAUCAACUGGUUUGUGAAUAAAUUGAGAAUGGAUCAACUGGUUUGUGAAUAAAUUGAGAAUGGAUCAACUGGUUUGUGAAUAAAUUGAGACUGGUUUGUGAAUAAAGUGCGAU
Gadus chalcogrammus (walleye pollock) is the source of this 1534-nucleotide messenger RNA. Its product is annotated as transmembrane emp24 domain-containing protein 6-like. The coding region runs from base 140 to 895 and encodes 251 amino acids. The record is from RefSeq and is a predicted model, not a curated record. The transcript has 4 exons. Gene Ontology annotation, biological process: intracellular protein transport; endoplasmic reticulum to Golgi vesicle-mediated transport; Golgi organization. Gene Ontology annotation, cellular component: Golgi apparatus; endoplasmic reticulum; endoplasmic reticulum-Golgi intermediate compartment. NCBI's taxonomy places the organism in Eukaryota, Metazoa, Chordata, Actinopteri, Gadiformes, Gadidae.